Pollicipes pollicipes is the source of this 1680-nucleotide messenger RNA. RefSeq names its product huntingtin. Bases 73 to 1680 code for a protein of 535 amino acids. Lineage: Eukaryota; Metazoa; Arthropoda; Thecostraca; Pollicipedomorpha; Pollicipedidae. Gene Ontology annotation, cellular component: cytoplasm; nucleus. The transcript is spliced from 13 exons. The record is from RefSeq and is a predicted model, not a curated record.
GCCGGUCGAGCCGAGCCGCCGGCCGGCGCCGCGCUCUCGGCCGUCGUCGGCAGGCUGGUCAACAUCCUCACGAUGACCGACUCCAGGCACAUGGAGUCUGGCGCGCUGCUGGCUCUGCGCACCCUCAUGGAGAGGCUCCCGGCCACGGCCUACCCGGAGGCCUGGCAGGUGGACCACAAACGGUACCGUCGCGGUCUGUACCAGCUGUGCGUCUCCAUGGCAACGGCCACGCACCUGAUGCACGACCUGACGUCGCACGCCAACCUUCUGACGCUGGCGGCCAACCUGGCGGCCGGCAUCUGUGUGCACCAGCAGCGGGCGCGGCCCUCACAGAGCCGCGACGACCGGCUGCGCGCCAACUGGGACCUGCUGGAGCCGCUGGUGGCGCACCUGAUGCGCCUGCUCAACAUCUACACCCACUUGGCCGGCGACUGCACGCCCGUGACGCCGCCCAGCAGGUCCGGCCUGCCCGGCUUCCCGUCGGCCAGCGCGCUGUCCCCGAUCAAGCGGCGCGCCACUCCGGAGCGCGCCAAGGCGGGGGCGGCGCCGACGCCGGCGCCGGCCGCGGCCGCCGACAAGGCCGCUCCCCAGGAGCGGGAUGAGAAGGAAGCAGACAAGAAGGCCAGUCAGAGCGUGGGCUUCUUCAUGUCUUCCACCGAAUACCAGAAGCUGUACGCCAUGCUCAGGACGAUCUACGAGACAUACAAAAUCACGCUGAACACGCAGAGCUCAGCCCGGCUGCUGGGCGUGCUGGAGGCCAGCCUGACGGCGCUGGGCGUGCUGCUGGAGCUGGUCGGCACGGCCCAGGCGGCGCCACUGGCCGAGGAGCUGCUGGGCUAUCUCAGCGCGCUGAUCCGGCUGACUCCGGCCCGCUCCCUGCACUGCGUGCUGCAGCUGCUGCGGGCCAUGUUCGGCUCGGCGGAGGCGGGCGGGGAGUGCGCCCGCUGUCCGCCGACGCCGGCCUGCGCGGCAGACCUGGACGAGCCCAGUCUGUACCAGGCCUGCGUCAACGGACCCUACGUCGAGUUCACCGGCUUUGUGACCAGCACGCGCCGCCUCACCGCCGGCGACCUCGCGGCGCCGCCGCGGCCCGAGUACGACGGCCGCCGGCCGGGACAGGCGGCGCCGCGCGGCACCGACAAGCAGGCGUUGGCCUCUUACAUCCGCGUCUUCGAGCCGUCCGUCAUCAAGGCGCUCAAGCUGUACACGGUGACGAGUGAUCCGGACGUGCAGAACCAGGUGCUCUGGCUGCUGAUCCAGCUGGUGCAGCUGCGCGUCAACUACUGCCUGCUGGACGCCGACCAGAUCUUUAUCGGCUACGUCAUCAAGCAGCUGGAAUACGUGGAGGAGGGCCAGAUGAAGGAGGGCAGCCAGGUGAUCCCGGCCAUCUUCAGCUUCCUGGUGGUGCUCUCCUACGAGCGCUACCACUCCAAGACGGUGGUGUCGAUCCCGAAGGUGAUCCAGCUCUGCGACGGCCUGGUGGCCAGCGGACAGUCGCCUGAGGCGUACGCGCUACCAGCCCUGCGACCCAUCGUGGAGGACCUGUUCGUGUCGACCCGACCGUCGGUGCAGGACGUCAAGGAGCUGGAGGCGCAGAAGGAGGUGCUGCUCAGCAUGCUGCUCCGACUCAUCCAGUACCCGGAGGUGCUGGAGCUGGUGGCGCUGGCCGUCUAUGUAUGA